Molecule: messenger RNA, 1578 nt
Organism: Pungitius pungitius (ninespine stickleback)
Lineage: Eukaryota; Metazoa; Chordata; Actinopteri; Perciformes; Gasterosteidae
Gene: clns1a
Product: chloride channel, nucleotide-sensitive, 1A
Exons: 7
Biological process (GO): chloride transport; cell volume homeostasis; spliceosomal snRNP assembly
Cellular component (GO): plasma membrane; spliceosomal complex; cytosol
Source: RefSeq, a predicted model, not a curated record
UUAUAAACUAAGGUCAAUCAGAUACUGCUCUCCAUACUCCACCCCGGUAGGUGGCAGUGUGAAACUAAAGUUAAUAUUGCAGUCCGUCAAUAAAAACGUCGCCACGCUUUUUAAGUAGAGGUCACGUGACUCCUCUCAUUUUGGCUCGUUACGUCUUGCCGCGAUAUUUGCGCUGUGAAGGGUCGACACUUUGCGAGCUUCAAAAACAUGUCCACGGGUCCACAGAGCAGCUCAUACUAGUCGUGUUAAUCCCGGAGAAGAAGCGCACGUUCCGGGUCUCGGUUUAUCUUCCUGCAGGUUUACCCGGGUGAAAUUGGCGAACUUUUGUGGCACGAAGUAGAUCGCACGUUGUGUUGUUGGCAGCGGAGUGAUUCGUGUCUUCUCCCGCUGCCUCUCCAAGCGCGUCCGCGGACGUUAACGCUCGCACAGACGAUGGUUUUACUGAAAAACCUCCGGCCGCCCACCGAGGGAGUGCGGCAUGAGCAAGCCGAGACCUCUGUGGUGAUGGACGGCCACCAGGUGGGCUGCGGCACGCUGUACAUCGCAGAAACACGUCUGUCGUGGUUUGAUGGCUCUGGGAUGGGUUUCACUCUGGAGUACCCCACCAUCGGCCUGCACGCCAUCUCCAGGGAUGUCAGCGCUUACCCAGAGGAGCACCUGUACGUAAUGGUCAACGGCAAACUCGCAGCUGAAAAUGGGAGUGAAAUGGCAGAAAGAACGGCCAAUCGCGAAGACGACGACGGUAGCAGUGGUGAGAAUGAUGAUGAUGAUGAUGGGGCCAUCACAGAGGUCCGGUUUGUGCCCAGCGACAAAGUGGCAUUGGAGUCCAUGUUCUCAGCGAUGUGCGAGUGCCAGGCGCUGCAUCCAGACCCAGAGGAUGACGAUUCCGAUAACGACUUCGAAGGAGAAGAGUACGACGUGGAGGAAGCCGGUGAGGAAAAGCAUACAUUCUAGCACGGACACGCCGACAUCCCCACCUUCUACACCAGUGACGAGGGUCUGUCGGCACUCACACAGGAGGGCCACGCCACGCUGGAGAGGCUGGAGGGCAUGUUGGCCCAGUCGGUGGCUCAGCAGUACCACAUGGCCGGGGUCCGAACCGAAGAGCCCAGCGCCGAAUUCGAAGACGGUAUGGAGGUGGAGGCAGCAGAGAUGGAGGCCGGUCAGUUUGAGGACGCGGAUGUCGAGCACUGAUGGAAGGCGUCCCAGCGGCCAGUUGAAGUACUGAUGCAGUGUUGCAUCAUGGGAUUGGAGGAGAGUACAACAGCACUUCAUUCAACUCCUUAGCUCUUAACCCUACUUUCUUCUCAAACCAAUGUUUUCCCCCUUGUCCUUGAACGGUAUCUCAAUAGUCUUUUCUUGUAGCGUGCUACAUUUUCCUCUCGUUGUAUUUUGUUGUCUUUUUUUCUGCUCACGUUCAUAUCAAAGCAUAUGAAUAGAGUAUCCAGUGAAAGCUUAAAUCAGCUACUGUAGACCAUUAAUAUUCAGUCUGUUUUGUACUUAACGACCAAUUUGCUUUUCCUGCAGAUAAAAAACAUCUUUGUAUUAAACUGUCAAUAAAUGCAUAGCUUUUGUAGC